CAUUUCACCGCAGAAGAGAGAGUGACCCUGAGUCUAGUGUCAAACCAAUGAAAGCAACAGUUCAAGCCAUAAUGAGUGAGAUCAGAUGGUGAGAGGAGGGUAUGAACGCGUGUCUUUGACAGAUCGCACUUAUUUUGGAUCAUAAUUCCUGGAAUAAGAGCUUUUAUAUAAGGUCUAGAUUGCUGGAUUGAGUUUCACUGCAUCCAUGCAUAAGUAUUUUCUCGACCACCUCCAGAGUCAUUGGCUCUAUGUUUGCUGAACGCAUAGGUUAUGGAACAACAAGCUAGUGAUGAUGAGCCACCAGUAGUUCGUAGAGAGGAAAACAAGAGGAGGAGAAGGAAGAUGAAAGCAUUCACAUCUAGCUCAGCUGUACACAUGGAUCACAUAGCUGUUGAGUUUGUACUGCCCACCACCAACAAAACAAGCAAGAGCUCUGACACACUGCAAUUAGACGUGACUGGGAAUUGGACGGUAGAGCAGGUGAAGGUUCAGCUCUGGCAAAGAGCAGUUACCACAAAGCUAUGCCCAGAAUUUUACCAGAAAUACUCGCCAGACCACUGCAUUCUCCUCUAUCAGAAAAAAGGCAACUGGUAUGAGAUCUAUGACAAGCACCAGGUGUUCCAAACCCUUGACUGUAUCCGCUACUGGAAAGCGUUGAGAAAAGAGGUGGGGAAAAUUCAUUUGGCUAUUAGGCCGCAAGCAUCUGAUGAAUCUCUUCAGUACCAAAGGUUUCUGAACCAUCUCAUUGGAUAUGAUGUUACAGAUGUCAGCAACGUCCAUGACGACGAACUGGAAUUCACACGCAGAAAGCUACUCACCCCUCGGAAAAUCGAACUGUCUGACAGAGAUCCGAAACUUUAUUCAAUGGAUCCCUGUAUAACCACAAAGCCUGUCCCUGAAUACAUUCUGAGCAAAAUAAGUAACAACCACAUUCUGGUUGUGAUACACAAGGAGACAACAAGCCAGACCAUUAAGGUAUCUAUAGAUGAUACACCUGUACAGGUUCUUCAGAGCUUCUUUGCCAAGAUUGCUAAUAAGAGAGCACUUUUAGGCAUAUCAGAGGACGUCAGCGAAUCUGAUUUUGUCUUGAGAGUUUGCGGAAGAGAGGAAUACCUAUAUGGCAACUAUGCUAUCAAAGACUUCCACUGGAUCAGACAAUGUCUUAAAAACGGCGAAGAGAUCCAUUUGGUGUUAGAGCCCCCGCCAAACCCAGAACAAGAUGUAGUCCAAAAGGAAGACUGGUCGCAGGUUGAUGACUGCACUGGUGUAGCUGGCACUCAUGAACAAUUGACCAUCACUGAGAAAGACCACGAGAAGGUGUUCACCAUCUCCCUAUGGGACUGCAAUCGAAAAUUCAGGGUGAAGAUUUUGGGGAUUGACAUACCAGUCCUUCCACGCAAUUCUGAGCUGAUUGUGUUUGUUGAGGCCAGUAUUUAUCAUGGUCAGCAGUUGCUGGCCCAAGAGAGGACAACCUCGAAACCCUUCACAGACGAGGUGCUUUGGAACACCUGGCUGGAAUUCAAUAUAAAGAUUAAGGACUUACCCAAAGGAGCACGACUCAGUCUACAGGUGUCUUGUGGAAAAGCCCAGACUCAAACUUGCAAGGAAAAUGACUGCAAAAGCAAGAGCCGCUUGCUCUACUACGUCAACCUGUUAUUGGUGGACCACAGGUCUCUACUUAGACAAGGGGAGUUCAUCUUGCAUAUGUGGAAGAUGCCAGAGAAAAGUGAAGAUAACAGCAGUGUUAAUGCCGACAAGCUUACAUCUGCCACUAACCCAGACAAGACCACUUCCAUGGCUGUCGCUAUUCUUCUAGACAAGUAUUGCUACCCUGUGGCUCUCCCUAAGAGCAAGGAUUCUCAAGACUCAGACAUGGAAGGGGAGAGAGGGAAGAGAGAGAUGCCCAAUCACUUGCGGAAACAGUUUGAGCAGAUUAUUGCUACUGACCCUCUGCAUCCACUCAGUGCAGAAGAUAAAGAGCUGCUUUGGCACUUCAGGCAGGAUUGUAUGCGGGAUCCCAAAGCAUAUCCCAAGUUUCUUUCUUCUGUAAAAUGGGGCAAACAAGAGGCUGUGACAAUAACACAUCAGCUACUGGAUCGGAGUACCAUAUGGGACCGAAGCUCACAUGAUGUGGGUCUGGCUUUACAGUUACUGGACUGCCACUUUUCUGAUGAAAUUGUCCGCACUAUGGCCGUCAGAAAGUUAGAGACUCUAGGAGAUGAUGAUGUUCUACGGUAUCUCCUGCAGCUUGUUCAGGCUGUUAAAUUUGAACCGUACCAUGACAGUGCACUUGCCAGGUUCCUCCUCAAACGUGCACUUAGAAGCAAGCGGAUUGGCCACUUCCUGUUCUGGUUCUUGCGUAGUGAAAUUGCUCAAUCCAUGCAUUACCAGCAACGGUAUGCUGUAAUCCUGGAAUCUUACCUCCGUGGCUGUGGUGAAGCUAUGCUGCAGGACUUCAGGAAGCAGCUGGAGAUAACAGAGGCCUUGCAAAGAGUCACCCGUGAGAUUAAGCUUGUGUCUGCUGAAAAGUAUGACGUGUCCGCACAAGUUAUUUUUCAGCUGCGUCAGAAACUGGAAGAUCUGCAGAUGUCCGGGUUGCCAGAGAGCUUCAAAGUACCUUAUGACCCAGGCCUACGGGCUGGGGCACUGGUAAUUGAACAAUGCAAAGUAAUGGCAUCCAAGAAGAAACCCUUGUGGCUGCAGUUUAAGCAAGCUGACCCUACCACCCUGUCGAGUGACACUAUUGGGAUAAUCUUUAAAGAUGGGGAUGACCUUCGUCAGGACAUGCUGAUAUUACAGAUUUUGGUAAUAAUGGAGUCUAUCUGGGAGCUGGAAUGCUUGGAUCUGUCUUUGUUACCAUAUGGCUGUAUUUCCACGGGAAAUAAAAUUGGGAUGAUUGAAAUAGUGAAGGAUGCCACAACUAUCGCUAACAUUCAGCAAAGUACUGUUGGGAACACUGGUGCUUUUAAAGAUGAAAUCCUCAGCCAAUGGCUUCGUGAAAAGUGUGUGAAUGAGGACAAGCACCAGCAGGCUGUAGAACGGUUUGUGUUCUCCUGUGGAGGGUAUUGUGUGGCAACCUAUGUCCUGGGCAUUGGUGAUCGUCACAACGACAACAUAAUGAUCACAGAAACGGGGAACCUGUUCCACAUUGAUUUUGGACAUAUACUUGGAAACUACAAGAGUUUCCUGGGGAUAAGCAAGGAACGAGUGCCCUUUGUCUUAACUCCUGAUUUCCUUUAUGUGAUGGGUGCGAUCGGGAAAAAAAGUAGCCCUAAUUUCCUUAAAUUUCAGAAUGUUUGCCUGAAGGCCUACCUGGCUUUGAGACACCAGACCAACCUGCUCAUCAUCUUGUUCUCUAUGAUGCUCAUGACGGGUAUGCCACAGCUGACCAGCAAGGAGGACAUCGAGUACAUACGGGAGGCGCUGACAGUCGGACGCUCUGAGGACGAAGCCAAACAACAUUUCUUGGACCAAAUCGAGAUCUGUCGAGACAAAGGUUGGACGGUGCAGUUCAACUGGUUCCUACACUUGGUGCUAGGCAUUAAACAAGGUGUGGAGAAACGUUCAGCUUGAGCAUGCCAUCAAUCCUGCGUACAGUACAGAUAAUUUUAGAUGAAGAAUUCAACCAAAAAGGUUUUUAAGGACCUAAAUUAUGUUUACUCUCUUUUGUUUAGGCUUUUAAGGUGCAUAUUUGCUAUAAUCUUGGGUAUUUGCACUGUAACAUAUGUGAAGUCUGUUUUGUCCAAGAGACUGGAUCGUUCUACAUGCCCAUAUUCAAGCUGUAAAUAGCAGAAGUCUGAUCACUGGAGAAGAGCUGGUAUGCUGUUGGUAUAAGUUUGAGAUUCCACUCAAGUCUCUUAAGAGGCAAAAUUUGCUAAUAAUUUGUGACAUCUUCAGACUAUGACAUUUGAGAAUAGCUGUGUCUCAAUAAUUUAGUUUUCAUGGUAAAAAUAAAAAGGUGGUGGUGGGAAAAUAUAAAUUAUAAUAAUUGUUAAUAAUAUUUCUUAAUUUGAUAUCUUACCAGCUAGAGAACAGCUUUUGUUGGGACCACCUACAUAUGCCAACAUGAAAUUAUUUUUAUAAAUAUUUAAUGUUUUUAUAUUAAAAUUGCUUUGAAAAUAAUUUCAUGAGAAUUCUCUUUUUUUUUUCUUUUCUUUUUUUUUGCUGACACAUUUUUAAAAACUAUUAUAUCACAACCCCCAUAUUAAAUAAGAUGCCAUUUAGCAACCUUUUAACCCUAUGUAAAAAAAAUACAAAUAUAAUUGUAGUUUCUGCCAAAAUUCUAUAGUUACUGCAGUUAUUACUACAUCAAAACUAUGCUAACUGGCCAAUGUUCAGAAUGCCAAAUUUCCACAGUGCAUAGUGUGCAUAGGAUGUGCAUCACAUAGGACAGGGUCAACAUUUGUAGUAUACAGUAUGCAACAGUACACUGCACAGAAUUAUGUAUUUCAAAAGGCAAUACCUUCAUUUUUCAGUAUGAUGAAAGAACCGUAAGUACUCAGCUGUGAUUUUGUACAGCUCUAUUUUUAAGACAUCUUAACACAAAAUUAAAUAAUAAAAAAUUAAGUAUGACAUCUGGAAGCCAUUUAAAUCACCAUGUGACACUGCUGUUUUAAAAGUUUACCAUGACAUAUAGUAGGCAGUAUACAGUGCCAUAUUAAGUAGCUAAAAAAUAAAACAAAUUUCCAUAAUUUUUGAAAAACCAUAUUUAGUUUAUUAACUGUAAUAAACAAUAAAUGGUUAUGGGAUCUCCUUCACAAACUUUACAAAUUAUGUAGUAAAGCGUUUUAAAAGGUAAGGUGAAUAACAAUACGAACUUUGGCGGGAAGUGAAUUCCCGCCUGAUGAGCGUUGCUGAUCACGUGAGUGUAGUAACCGUUACUUCAGCUUCGAUAGAUGCGAGAGUUGAGAGCUGUCAUCGAUCACCUGUCACAAACUCACACAUAAUCUGAUAAAUAUCGAUUACUUUUUCAUAUUUACCCAUUAUAACGCCAUUUAAUUAAUUCAGAAUGAGUGUAGAGAUCCCAGAAGGCCUUAAAGAGCUGUUGACAGAGUUCACAGCGGAAGUGUUGAGGAAUCAGCCGCAUGAUCUGCUGCAGUUCUCAAUGCGGUACUUCAGUUCACUCAGAAAUCGAGCACCUGCAAGUACCGAAGAAACUCUGCUGGAAGAUGAGGAUGAGGAGCUGGUUGGUAAGUGAUUUCCCCCUACAGAAAAGUACUGUGGUGGUGGUACCGUGGUUCUUUGAAGAGAGUAAAAAAAACAUACAAAAAACAAUAGGGUACAACGGUGUUAAAGGGACACCUUAAAGGGAUAGUUAACCCAAAAAUGAAAAUUCAGUCAUUGUUUACUCACCCCUGUGUUGUUAUAACCCCAUAUGAAUUUCUUUCUUUUUCUUAACACAAAGGGAGAAAUUGUAAAAAAAAAAAAAAGUGUGCUCAGUGAUGUCAUACAAUGGCUGUUUAUGGUGACCACCUCUUCAAGCUUCAAAAGGACACAAAAGUAUAAUUUAGAAGUCUAAUAAAUUAUUCCAUGAGACUCAUGAUUGUUAUGACAGUAUACGAUAAGGUUUGGUGAGAAACAAACCGAAAUCGAAUGUAUUAUUUAGUGAAAAUGUUCACUGACCGUUGAUCUCCUGCUCCAUUCAUGAUAAGGCACAAGAGCAGCAGUUCAUGCAGCGCCCUCGCGACAUUGGGGCGUUCAAGUGAAAACUCGUUUUGUUUAUCUAAAAACAGGUCCUCCACAGUGAUAGUGACAACAGAACACAGCACAGCUGCACUUAAAACAGAGAACAGAACUUACUAAACAUGUCUGAAGAGUUUGUAGUCAAAGAAUUGAUGCAUUUCUAUGCCCAGCCUUAUUUUUUUAUUGUAUUGUUUUACGUUUUCGGUACCAGUUUACAGUGGAGGGAGUUACCUGCACGAUGCCAAAAAUAGAAAACAAGCGAUCGAGAGAAUGUACCAUCUCUCAUCACUGCUGGUUACCAUAGAAAAUAUACCUUUUAUCACGUGUCAUACAACAAUACAGCAUGCAACAGUAAUGCAGAUUUGCAUGUUGUAUUGUUGUGUAUUUGUUAUAAAAAAUAUUUAAAAAAAUAAAUAAUUACAUUUAUAAUUUAUUAUAAUUUUAAUAUCAAUGGAUACUAUUUUAAAUAUAUACUGUAAAUAUGUCAGUAAAUUAAAUUAAUAAAUUAACCAUUUUAUAUGAAUUAAAAAACUAUUUUGUUUAUAAAAAAAUAUGGGGAAAAUAUAGAGUUUAGGGCAAUUCAAGAUAAACAAAAUCGAAAUAUGCAUAUGUAAAAACGUGUAACUCAGUUUAUAUAUCUUAUACAAUACAAUGUAAGUGUGAAAUAUAAAAAUAUUUUUUUCCAGACUGAUAUUAUUAGGCGGGUUAUGUGAAUUUUACUUCUUUCUGGAAUGUUCUUACUCUUACAUCACUGAUCAGUAGACUAAUUUUUCAUUAGUUAUAGUUCCAACAUCAUCAAACACUUUUCCUGCUGUC
Molecule: messenger RNA, 6498 nt
Organism: Myxocyprinus asiaticus (Chinese sucker)
Lineage: Eukaryota; Metazoa; Chordata; Actinopteri; Cypriniformes; Catostomidae
Product: phosphatidylinositol 4,5-bisphosphate 3-kinase catalytic subunit gamma isoform-like
Exons: 11
Coding region: 271-3573 (1100 amino acids)
Biological process (GO): phosphatidylinositol 3-kinase/protein kinase B signal transduction; phosphatidylinositol-3-phosphate biosynthetic process; cell migration
Cellular component (GO): cytoplasm; plasma membrane; phosphatidylinositol 3-kinase complex, class IB
Molecular function (GO): 1-phosphatidylinositol-3-kinase activity; 1-phosphatidylinositol-4-phosphate 3-kinase activity
Source: RefSeq, a predicted model, not a curated record